This is a messenger RNA of Pygocentrus nattereri (red-bellied piranha), 1862 nucleotides long. RefSeq names its product UPF0461 protein C5orf24 homolog. The coding region runs from base 353 to 1006 and encodes 217 amino acids. The transcript has 2 exons. The record is from RefSeq and is a predicted model, not a curated record. NCBI's taxonomy places the organism in Eukaryota, Metazoa, Chordata, Actinopteri, Characiformes, Serrasalmidae.
CUCCAAUAUUGUAAAAAAACAUUUGAGUGAAAAUGGCUGCCCUACAGAUUUAAGCCUCAUCGCUCCGGAGAGGAGAUCUCUUCAGCCGCCCAGCACAACCGCCAUCCGCAGUCCGGGAGCGGCCGCCGGUCGUCCGGACGGUGACAUUAGUCGAUAAACAGAGCCGAGCUCUGCUUCCAGGGAUGGGAGAUGUGUGCGUUUCGCCGUUAACCCUUCGCAGCCCGAGCUCCGCGGACCAGUGAGGUACAGUACCGUCUUCACCCGCCGCUCCGUCCAGCGCCCCGGCCGAGCCGUUCGCUCUCACUGUCCGCUCUGUCUGCGUGCGGGGAGGCGGAGGAACCCGUUAAAGCCCAUGCACGGAGAUACGGAUGGAGAAAAGCAGUCGCUCCGCCGCGUCUGGAAAAUGAUGCAUCAGGUAGCCGGCAACAGUAACGACUACGGCUUGGGCGGCCUAGGCGAAGAUGGCCAGCACCCGAGCAGUCAUUUUGAGUUAUGCACCUCGCAGUCCAGCAAGUUCUACCCGUCCGGUCCGCCUCCGCCUCUGCAGCUGCCGCUGCCCAGCCUGCCCCCUUUGCCGCAGAGCAUGAUCAAACCCAUGUCCUGCCAGAUGCAGGACGCCCAGAACGACUUUCACCCCCAGUCCGUGAGGAUGAGGGGCGUGGAGGUGCCGGAGGGAUCCAAGAAAAAGAAAGGACUCGGGAAGACGGGAAGACGAGGUAGGCCUGCGGGCACCACCAAAUCCGCCGGGUAUCGGACGAGCACCGGCAGACCCCCGGGCACCACCAGGGCAGCAGGGUUCAAAACCAGCCCAGGAAGGCCUCUGGGCACCACCAGAGCCGCCGGCUACAAGGUCAGCCCCGGCAGGCCGCCGGGCAGCAUCAAAACAUUGGCAAAGCUCAACAAACUGGACCAUAGUGCCUGCAACGGAGCGCCGUUCCCUUACUCCCUCAUGCAGAAACGGGGCCUGUGUGAGGCCGCUGUCAAAGACAAAAACGCUAGCGAGUGACCGCAAGCUUUUCUAUUUAUUCGCGAGGGAGCGUAUGUCUGAAAUCGAGACGAAUCGACGUCCGCGACAGGGCAGGACUUUUGUGAGGCAGAGGAGGGCGAAAUGAAAAAAAUAAUAAGAAUUGAAUUUUGAUACCUGGGCGUGACACUUACUACGUGUUGCGUUAUGAUCAUUUUGUGUAUCUAUAUCCAAAGAGCAUUACCAUUCUCUUUCACUCUUAAAGGAGCAAUAAGUACAUAUUUUCCUGUUGAAAUGGAAUAAAAUAUUAAACCUACAUAAUAAUAUAGCAGUAAUGUGUGUGGAAUUACAGAUAUAUUGUGAUUACAAGUGCAGCCUCAUGGCGGACCUUUCUUUUCUACUUACUGUUCUUGUAUCAUGAUGUGUGACUGGCCGAGAGUCAGUAGCGUGACUGAUAAGCAACCCCUCACCUCAAACACACACACACACACACACACACACACACACACACACACACACCUAGCUGCUUAUUGCUCCUUUAAACCUUCUAUUAACCUACUGUACAGAUGUGCAUGAUAGUAGUCUUGUGAAAUACAAAUACAGUAUCUAAAGCGAUUAUGUUAGACCUUUCGACCAGUAGUCCUCACUCAAGAAAAUAAACGCUUUGUGUUGUUUUUAAAUCUUUGUUACUUUAACUUUUGAUAACGUGACCGUCUGGGACGAGGUCACUGCUGUUCUGUAGCCACAUCUGAUCUCCACUCUGAUUUUAAACUCGAUAACCAGACAUAUUUAUCCUUCUUUUUUCCAACGUGUAUGUGAAAGUGCUAUGCUUGUACUGUCCUUGGUAAGAUCUCUCUUUUCCUUUGUAUUUAUGAAAAAUGUGAUGCCCUUUUUUCGA